AUUCAUAUCUUCCUCCGUCUUAUCGCUAAUAAUUUUCUCGCCUUCACCGUUCUAUAAGUCAAGCGCUCAAUUCGGUGUUUAUUGUAAGAUUCAAACACGUGAUAUGUUAUAAGGUAAAAACAUAGUUCAGUGGUAUUGAGUUUAUGUUGCGGUGUGAGGCGCAGCAUGGCGCAUGUUGGGUCAUGGUGAGCUAACUGAGGUCCGCUGAGGUGCGGAAGCGGUGUCGCCUUUCUCGCCACUUCGGGUGAUGUGAGGAGCGACACCAGGCUUCCCACUCUCCGUGUAUUGCUUAUUCUAAGAGGUCGGAAAAUUGUUUCUCGUCCCAGUAGAGACUCAACCCUCAUGUGUUGUCCCUCAGCGGCACCAGAGGCGACAUCAGAUGAGCGCAAGGCAUACGCGACUACGAGCGGGCGUUCCAUCUGCACUGGCGGACUGUGAGUGUGUGUGUGUGUGCGUUGGGGGAGCCGCUGUGCGCCAGCCGUCACCAUGCUCCGCCCCAGUCACUCCAGCACCACGACCAUUGGCAGAACGAUGAUUAUGUGGGCGGGCCCAGGUUGAUGGGCGGGGCGAGCGACAGGCAGACACAUGGCAGGGUGACGGCAUGUGGUGGAAGCCGAAGAAUACUGGAGUGGUUACCCCGGGCCCGGCGCUGCUCGGCUAGCGUUACGUGGUGUACUGUGCUGCGAGGUGGCGCACGCCUGUUUGCACGUGUGGUGUUUUGAGGCACGCUGCCCUUCCUGUUGUACUCGUCCCUUGUUUCACAUGGACGCCGGCUGAAUGAUGCCCUGCGAUCCCCUGAUGAAGCCCAAGCUCGGCUUUUCUAUUGAGUCGCUGGUGGGCGGCAAGGUGAACUCGGAGGGCCGUGGAUCGCCGCCGCUCGCCGACACCUGCAGCGAGCGAGGAGUGUCUCCUCCCGGCUCCAUGCCUCCGUCACCCCGCUCCCCAGGCCCUCCGGCCUUCAGUGACCUGCGGGCACCUCUGGCCAUGCGUGCCUUGCUGGAUGAGUACAAGCCUCUGCCCAUCCAGCGGCCGCAGCCAAUCAAUGGUGCGACACACAGACCUUCUCAGGAAGUGAGCCUGCCGCCCUCCCUACUGGCGGCGGCAAAGCUCCCCACAGGAUUUCCACCAGCCCUUCUUCCCCACCAUCUCAACCUGGCCGCCCUGCCACAGUUCCAAGGACUUCCUGGUACAUUUCCACCACAGCUCAACCCCCUCAUGAUGGGCGGGAGCGCUCCUGGCCUGGCCGCACACCUCCCUCGGGAAUAUCCUCUGUAUCCCUGGCUGCUGUCACGGCACGCAAGAGUCUUCCCUCACGGCCUCCCUAGUCCGGAGCAGUUGGCUUAUCUCCUACAGCCCUUCAGGAAGCCCAAGAGGAUCCGGACUGCGUUCAGCCCCAGUCAGCUGCUGAAACUGGAGGAGGCUUUCGAGAAGAACCAAUACGUGGUGGGGGCCGAGAGGAAGCAGCUCGCCCAGUCCCUCAAUCUCUCCGAGACACAGGUUAAAGUUUGGUUCCAAAACAGACGCACGAAAGAAAAGAGGAUCCAACAAGAAGACGGCGACAACGGAGGUGACUCGAACACAGCCGGCGGGGAAGGUGGAGCAAAAGGUGGAGGAGGAAGCGCGGCAGGAGGCGGAGGAGGAGCAGGAAACUCAGCCUCAGGAGGAGUAGGAGGCGGUGCUGGAUCCUCCUCCCCUGACAAGUGCUCCGCCUCCUCCUCUUCCCCUGACAGAGUUUCCAAGUCCAUGGAGGAGGAUGACGAUGACGAUGAAAUAAUUGAGGAGGAUUCAGAAAACGAGAGCGUGGAAGUGAGCGUCGGUGUCGGUGUGGGUGUUGGGGUGGGAGUGGGCAGCGGCAGAGUGGAUCUCAGCACGGGCUGAAAUAAUGAAUGCCUCGCCAGAGCCAAGUCAAAGGAGCCUCGCCUCGCUGACAUCCGCCCCGGCAGCUGGCGGUGAGUAGUGUCCGGGCGAAGCGUGUACAUAGUGUUUGCUGCGUUGAACGGCGUUAUGGAGACGCCUUAUGUGUACAGGACACAACGCCCUGAGUGGCUCAGGCUGAUUGACCUGGCUCCGCUAGUCACGGGUGGACGGCAGAAAAAACUGAAUCAUAUAUUUUUCGUUACUAAGAGCGAAAAUUAUGUAGCGCCUAUGUUCGAGAAAAAUCGAGAAUGGAAAUCAACGCUGU
Molecule: messenger RNA, 2182 nt
Organism: Portunus trituberculatus (swimming crab)
Lineage: Eukaryota; Metazoa; Arthropoda; Malacostraca; Decapoda; Portunidae
Product: homeotic protein empty spiracles-like
Exons: 3
Coding region: 778-1878 (366 amino acids)
Biological process (GO): central nervous system development; brain development; regulation of DNA-templated transcription
Molecular function (GO): DNA-binding transcription factor activity, RNA polymerase II-specific; DNA binding
Source: RefSeq, a predicted model, not a curated record